GACAAGAGCGGAGCGGGGGGAGGAAGGAUUGUGGCGGGACUUGGGGUGCACGAGGGGCACUUGCGGACGUGCAACUGCCGAUGAUGGCUUGAGGCCCGACCCGACUGUGCUAAGUUCGAACAAAAUUCAUAAUAUAAUUGUUCGAACGAGAAUGCGCGAAGGCGUGAUCCGUGAAGGAAGAUGUACACGGAUUUCGAUUGCCUCUGGUCGGCCAAUCGACCCAGUGCGGCAGCUUCUGAUGCUCCCAGCCCAAAGAUCUGCGCGAACGCGCUCAAGAUUUUCCGCUGAAGUUGCCAUCCGCUGCUGACAAUUUCCUCCUCUUCUCUUCCUUCUCCCAGUGGCCAAGGCCAGUGCGGGAUUCAUGCGGUGUUCUGACAUCACCUGUCGGCGUGAUCGAUCGACUAUUGGCGUGAAGGAAAUUCUGAAUCUACCGCAGAUGCUGCAGCUGCCAAAAUUGGUCGCGGAUUUUGCUGCUGUACAACGAAGGCGGAACUUUCUCGCGAGGGCGAAUUUGGCUUACGCCUCACGCCGCUCGCGGGAGUGACCACCGCAGGAGGCAUUCGGAGACCAUGGUGUCAACCGGGUCAGGCUUCAGCCCGGAAGUCAGUCUUUUAGCCAGGCAUUGAGCCUGGCCUGGAAGCUGCGGGUGGAGUAGGUAUCAUUCGAAGGGGCCGAAGGAAAUUCCGCUGCUUAAAUGCUCGGCCUCCGGUGGAAUGGUUCAGUAUCGAGAAGGAGAUGUGUAGAGCAGAGUGUCAGCCCUCUGAGCAACGAUUUUCCAGGUUGCAGAGGACGCUUCGUCCGGGGAGAGUGAGAGUCAGGUCGGAGAUAGAUCAGCGAUUGUGACUGGCAAGGUAGCCCUGGCACAAGAAGAAGAAGGCGGGAGGAAUAUUGGUUCGAAGGGAAGCCGAGGGGCAUGUGCAGAUUGGUCCAUAACAUUAGAUGGACAAUUCAGUAGCUUCGGUUGAUCACGAUGUGUGGGUAGUACUGAAGGUCGGACGAGGGAAGGUAGACAAGGAGAGCAUCGAGCAGGGCAGGGAUUAUCAGAUGGGAGUUCCGGAGGUGACAGAAGUUGCGGAUCCCCCGAGUCUGUCCCGAGCGCUUGGUAAGAAUCACAUUCGUAAUCUGUUCGAGGAUCAGAGACGGUAUCUAGAUUAUUUCUUUGAUAAGUUGAAUUUCUCCCAGGUACAGGCAUUCACUCAGCUCUGUGUGAACGUCACGGGGACUAUAUUUUUCUCCGGCGUCGGCAAGAGUGGCCUGAUUGCGCAGAAAAUUUCCCAGACCCUGGUGUCAACUGGGACCAAAUCCGCAUUUUUGUCUCCUACUGAUGCACUCCAUGGAGACAUCGGUAUUGUAGGGGCUCAGGACAUCUUGGUCCUGUUGAGUAAGAGCGGUGCUACUGAGGAGUUGUUAAGACUGGUCCCUUGUGCGAGGGCCAAGGGGGCCUACUUGGUGGCCGUUACUUCCAUGAAGAGCUGCAGCUUGGUUAACCUGUGUGAUAUGCACGUGUACUUGCCUCUAGAGAGAGAGCUCUGCCCUUUCAAUUUGGCUCCGGUUACGUCUACGUCCAUACAAAUGCUGUUUGGAGACACAGUUGCCGUCGCCAUCAUGCAGGCCAAGAACUUGACCAAAGAGGAGUACGCAUCAAAUCAUCCGGCAGGCCGAAUUGGCAAGCGCCUUAUAUUCAAAGUGGAAGAUGUUAUGAAGAGGGGUGAAGAAUUACCGCUGUGUAGAGAGGAUGAUUUGAUCAUGGAGCAACUUGUAGAGCUCAGCGUCAAAAGUUGUGGCUGCCUUAUUGUGGUAGAUGACCAGAAACAUCUUUUGGGUACUUUCACUGACGGCGAUCUUAGGCGAUCACUGAAAGCUCAUGGAGAAAAAAUCUUCUCUCUCACUGUGGGAGAGAUGUGCCACAGGUCACCUCGAUUUAUAUCUGCCGAUGCAAGGGCAGUGGAAGCAAUGCAAAAAAUGGAGGAUCCUCCUUCGCCUAUAACAUUCUUGCCUGUGGUAGAUGAAAAUAACGUAGUGAUCGGACUCGUUACUCUUCAUGGAUUAGUUUCGGUAGGGCUCUAAUUCUAAGCUUAGUUUGGAUUCCAUGUAAAUAGUCGAUCACUUAUUUGAUAUAGAGACAUAGUAUGAUGUUGCACGAACCCUGUCAUGGGUGAGUACCGGCAGAUCAAGCAUUUCUAAUUAGGGCCAUCAAGAGAAGUAAUUCCAGAGUCUAAAUUGCUGUGACGAAGGCAAUUUAGAAAAUGUAUGCGAGAAAGUCCCUUCGUCAAAAGGGCAAAGCACUGGCCCUGUGGUCCGUACAUGGUCUAAAGCCUUCAACCUAAGAAGCUACCUUGCAGAGGACUCCAAAGCAGCUUCGGUGUUCAGAGGUUUCUCAUCACAGAAAAGAUUCAACUUAUUUUGCUUAGUACCACGGUCAGUUUAGUUAUUGUUAUGGAAAGUACGCAAACUCGUGCAUCUUUGUAUGACCGUCCGUGACAGCUUCAGAAUGGGAUUCAGAAUGGUUUUUUUCUUGUGAAUAAUGAAGUUUCAUUUUGUUUUGUUC
Molecule: messenger RNA, 2548 nt
Organism: Marchantia polymorpha subsp. ruderalis
Lineage: Eukaryota; Viridiplantae; Streptophyta; Marchantiopsida; Marchantiales; Marchantiaceae
Source: the annotation of a GenBank genome assembly